Molecule: messenger RNA, 4273 nt
Organism: Neoarius graeffei (lesser salmon catfish)
Lineage: Eukaryota; Metazoa; Chordata; Actinopteri; Siluriformes; Ariidae
Gene: itgb8
Product: integrin, beta 8
Exons: 15
Coding region: 472-2850 (792 amino acids)
Biological process (GO): cell adhesion mediated by integrin; cell migration; integrin-mediated signaling pathway
Cellular component (GO): cell surface; focal adhesion; integrin complex
Molecular function (GO): integrin binding
Source: RefSeq, a predicted model, not a curated record
AUGAGGGGGCAGCGGCGUUACCAUGGCGCUCACGAAUAAAGGCGCGCGUGCAAGCUCACUUUUAAACACCCCGAGCGAGCGCGCGCGAUGACCGGCGCAGUGAAAGAUCUCAUCUAUCACCAUCAUCGGUUUUCAUUCCCGUGACAGGAGCGCGCUGAUGGCCGCGGGUCCGGUCUGUGCCGGUCACCACCACCUGCGUGUGUGCUGUUCGGGCUAAAUGGAGGAACGGUGCGGACUUUCGUUCUCCUCCUGCACGAGCGCUCGGUUCGAACAAAACGGGCUUUGUGGGUUUCUUCCCGUGAUAAUCCGGUUUUAUUUCGGGGGGGAUCUGACCGCUGUUCGGGAUUAGGCGCAUACGUUACUGGGGUGCCGCUUGAGAGCUCGCGCACUGCGCGGUCUUUUGUUUCAGAAAGACUCUGAAGUCUCGGUGUCGGUCUCGAGCGCGGAAUCACUCCGUUCUCCGGUGCUGCUAUGAGUUCCUGGCUGCUCACAUACUGUAACCUCAUUGUCCGUAGUGCGGUCCUCAUUGCUGCGUUCGUUGCCUUUGCAUCCUCUCUUUCGGCAGAUAAUAAGUGUGGGUCACCUCUUGUCUCGACUUGUCAAGAAUGCCUGAGCCGUGGACCAGAUUGUGCCUGGUGCUUUCAGAAGAACUUUCUGGAUGGAGCACACAUUAGCAAGAGAUGUGAUUCUGCUGCUCAGCUUAUGCUUAAAGGCUGCGGGGAAGAGUUUAUUGAGAACCCUGGAGUUAAAGUGGAGGUGAACAUGACACUAAGCAGUUCCCAGGUGACUCCUCGAGACAUCUCCAUCCAGCUGCGACCAGGCAGUGAGGCGAGCUUCACAGUGGAAGUGAAACAGUUGGAGUUGUAUCCAGUAGACCUGUACUACCUGGUGGACGUCUCUGCCUCCAUGCAGGAGAACCUGGACCGGCUGAAGACUGUUGGAAUGAGCCUUUCUCACCGCAUGAAGGAGCAUUCCAGUGAUUUCCAAGUGGGGUUUGGAUCAUUUGUGGACAAGCCAGUCUCUCCGUAUAUUGAUGUACAUCCUUCAAAAAUCAGUAACCCUUGCAGUGAUUAUGAGGUUAAUUGCCGGCCAGCCCAUGGCUUCAUCCACGUCCUGCCCAUCACCAACAACAUGACAGAGUUCAAGCAAGUGAUCCAGCAGCAGAGGAUCUCUGGGAACAUGGACACGCCAGAGGGAGGCUUUGACGCUAUGCUGCAAGCAGCUGUGUGUCAGAAAGACAUUGGCUGGCGACCUGAGGCUAAGCACCUGCUGCUGGUCAUGACUGAUCAGCCAUCUCAUCUAGCACUGGAUAGCAAACUGGCAGGCAUUGUGGUGCCCCAUGACGGGCGCUGCCACCUAGAGGAUGGUAUUUACUCCCAGUCUGCCCACAUGGAGCAUCCAACCAUCGGGCAGCUGGCAGAGAAGCUUUUAGAAAACAGCAUUUACUCCAUUUUUGCUGUGAAUCAGAUGCAAUAUAAGUGGUAUGAGGAUUUAGUGGCUUUUCUUCCAGGUACUUACCUGGGCAGGUUACUUCCCAAAGCCUCUAAUCUUACAAACCUAGUGGUGGAUGCAUACAGGAAACUCCUGUCAGAUGUUGGAGUGGAGGUGGAAAUCGAGGACAGCGAAGCACACAGGUUCUGGGUCAAUGUAACACCAGUUUGCCCAAACGGAUCCACUGUGGCAGGAAGCACCAAAUGCACCAACGUUCAACCUGGGCAAAAAGUCUUCUUCAACAUCACAGUAGGAAUGCGGGUAUGCCCGGACAAGGAUGAUGCACUGCAGAAAGAAAAUGAGCCUGAGGUUAUGUUGGUGGUGAAACCUGUUGGAUUUAACGAAUCCAUGACUGUGCGAGUGCGACAAGCCUGUGUGUGUAGCUGUGGUGGGGCAGGACCUUGCCAGGACAAUCCGGAAACUUCCCUCUGUGUGCCUGGAGCCGAUCCAGGAGCUGAGAGGAGUUUGAUGGACAGUUGCCGAGAUGUGAAGACAGGCUUGAUGUGCAGCGGCAGGGGAACAUGUGUGUGUGGGGCGUGUGUGUGUGACCAGACCAAACUUGGUACCAUCUAUGGAAAGUUUUGCGAGAAGGACGACUUCUCUUGUCCCAAUGAAAAGGGUCUAAUGUGUGCAGGACAUGGCCAGUGUGUCUCAGGGGAAUGCUCAUGUCAGCCUGGAUGGACGGGUGAGAGUUGCAGCUGCCCCGUCUCCACAGAAAGCUGCGUGUCGGCUGAUGGCUUGGUGUGUAGCGGGCAUGGAAAGUGUGCCUGUGGCAAAUGUGUUUGUGAUCACCACAGGCGCUCUGGAGUUUUCUGUGAGAAGUGUGCCUCCUGCUCAAACUCCUGUCAGUUACACUGGAGUUGCGUGGACUGCCACCUGUCUAAAGGCCUCGCCGUAGAUGAUACACAACAGUGCAACAGAAGCUGCACGUCACUAGUAGCCUAUGUUGAUGACAUUACUGAGCUAAUCAGAGGGAAGUACUGUCUGUACCACAGCAGGGAGCAGUGCGUCAUCAGGUUCCACGUGGACAUGGCCUCACACAGACCACAGCUAUGGAUUAGCAAGCAUGCUGAGUGUGUGUCUACCCAUCGGUACUUUAAGACCUUCCUCAGUGUCUUCCUCCUCACUCUGGUUCUGGGUCUGGGAAUCCUGGCUGUAGUGCGUUUGCUGCUCCGAGGCAAGAACUGGUCGCUGAGGGGACACGUCAUCGAGCAGUUUGACGACAGCAGUAAGAACCCGUCGUACGCACCCACUCCCAGUGAGAAGACAAUAACCUACAGACGGGACUGUCUCCCUGAGAACCCCAUGGAGAUGCAUGUUCAUGUUCACAAAAUCCCCCUGCACGACAUCUUUCCAUGACACACAGAGGACAAGAAGGAAAGGAGGCAAACAAGAGCAAUAAGCAAAUGAAUGUGCACUUGUUUUCCCAAAGCACACUCCAUGGUUUUUUUGGGGGGGGGGGUUUCGUUGGUUUCACUCCUUUUCCAUGAGAUGGAACUCUAUCUGGGUCCCUCUGGUACUUAAGGUACUUUAUAAAUCUUAUACAGUCUCUUAAGUCUGUAUAGAGGGCAAAGGUACUGAAUUUGGGUUUUAAAUUAAGUUUAAAAAUAUGUUGAAGUUUAAUUUAAGUGCAUACUGUUUAUUUAAGUCAGUUUGUUGUAAUGUAACACUAUGGUUUCUUUCUGCACCACUGCGUCACAGCCAUAGCAGACCUCAAGUUUGAGCCAGUUCCUUUAUUGGCUGAUGUUAGACUGCCACCUAGUGGAUGAUAUGAUAUAUGAUAUGAUAUGACCAAGAGAUACUUUGACUUUGAAACAAGUAGUAUUUACAGUAGGUACUCCAUAUUGGGAUAGAUCACAGGUACCUACCCAUGCACCUAGAGAACCCCUUUUCAUGCACGUGUUUGUAUUUUCCCUGCUCAAACUCAAACCCACACCCACUUUAGUAUAUUAGUUAACAAAGAUCGAACUAAAAUGUGCAGGACAGGAGGGUUCUCCAGGAUCACGGUUGGAGACCUGUGGAAUGGGUGUGUGAUUUCUAUGGAUCCUGAUUUAACCAACUGUUUAGUUACAAUGUGUAAAUAUAGAGCUACGUAGUGCAUUUGAAUCAGGCUUAAUGUACAAAGUUGAGUGGGUCAUACUUACAGUAAUUACUGCACUUUGUUCAUCUCAAAUAAUAUGUUACCUUGAGAUGUACUGUCGAAACUGGAAUUUUACUGUAUGGGUGGUUCAUGUUGUGUCUGUUCCUCACUUGGGUUACUGUAUUUCUUAAGAGAUGUGUACAAAUGUGAAUUGCCAGGUGAGUUGCACUUGUGUGCGUCAAACUACUGAAGUCCAGCGAUGCUCCUUAUCCAUGACGUGAGCAGUGCUGAUCCAGAGCCGAGGUCUGUUGGAUGUUCCAGUCUUUCCUUUGCCGUAGACUAGUUUCAACACUGUUUACAAUCAAACGUUCCAGCACUAAGAAGUUUAUUUAUUGAUUUGAUCAAGUUUUUGUUUUUAUUAGUAAUAAAUGCUUUUUACUGCUACGUAGAAGGUUAUUGAAAAAUGAAUUACUAUUCGUGCAUAUUUCUCAUGCACUGUUAACACAGAGAUGUAAAACACUAACUCAGUCGAUGUGAUUUUUACUUGAACACAAUGCAACCAUUGAUAGUCUGAGUGGCAGCCAGAUCACUGAACAAUUGGGCAUUAUUACUGUUUAUUACUGUGCAGAGCACUUUUGUUUUUCUGUUGUUGUUUGAUUUGAUUUGACAUGCAUUGUUUCAAUAAAAAUCCCAUCACAUGCA